AUGUCACGUCCACAAUUGAUCGGUCUGCCAAAUCAUCCGGAUUUCGAUCCCAUGGUGUUAGCGGCAGUUGAGCAGGAAUGGGUUCUACAUGCAGCUUCAGAAAAACUCCAUACUCGAUGGGUCGCAGUCUACAACCAAGUAGGCAGGAUGGUCAAUGUCGCCAGACAGUUGGAAGGUGUUCGUACAAGUAUAGCCGAUAAGGCGGGCCCAAUGGACCCCGCGACAAAUCUUUUCAGUUACUAUGCCAAACCGCAUCUCCGGAUAUUGACCGUUGAAGAUAUGGCGGAGGCUAUAUACCGGCAUUGGCUCGAUCGUCCGGAUCGCCAAACUAUCGACCCUUUCUAUCGGAUGAUCAAUCGGACUUACGACGGUCCACGUAAAGAAGACGCCACCUGGCUCAUCAGGAAGAUCAAAGAGAAGACCAAGGAGAGAGACGACGGAGUCUUACGAAACCGUCAACCAGGCGCGACCCGAAGCAAUUUGCCUGCAGCCACUUCAGCUUCAUCGGCAACCCAGGUCUCACACAACCGUCGACCAGGCGCGGCCGUUAGCAAUUCGUCUACAACCACUUCAGCUUUACCGGUGGCCCAAACUUUUCAGUCCCACCCUAUUCCUCAAACUUCACAUCACCGGGUUGGAUCAGUUCCUAACAGAACCGAUAGAUCGUUCCACACGCCAGUCAGCACAGCCCCUAUCACAGCAACAGCAACGGUUGAUGCGGCUCUGGUCAGUACGAAUAUUACAUCGAAUAGAAGCAGCGCGGCUCCCGCGACGAACGCUACAACUCCACCACCUGACAGAUAUGCGGUCCAAUCCUCGGCUGCUCCUAUAUCCCCUCUGGGCUCUGCUGAUCUGACCCCUUCAAGAACCACUCGCGAAGUGUCGAGCUCUAAUAGCAGACACCGGCCAGAAGUUACCGACUUCACCACCCCUGAACUUGAAAGCCAUGAUAGAUCAGCUAAUAGUCCCAAGAAGACAGCAAGACCAGCACAACGAUCUGCUCCCGGACCCGUCUUAAAGAGCACCACAGGCAAUUACGAUGGUGGAGGGCCAGUCAGACCUGCGGGCCAAAACGGCUUUGACUCUGCUGACAGCCUUGAUAGAGAUGUAGACACAACUGGUAUUCUUCCCAAGAGGCCCUCCGCUCCAGCACAGCGUGCUACCUACCAACCCGGUUCGAAAGGUAAGGAAACAGAACGCCAUGUCGACAACGACGGCCGGUUCACUCAUCCCGAUCGCAAGCUCCCUGCUUCUACCCAGGGUUUCGAUGAAGACGCCACUUCAAGUGGUGAUAGAUACGCCACUCGAAAUUUCGAAAGAGGCACUAUUAUGACUAGUCCCGCUCCUAAGCCACUUCAUCAGGAAGAAAUCUGGUCCAUGAAAUCUCCGCGCACAAGAUCAACCAACAACCUCAACAACUCCUUCUUCAGCCAACCUGAUUCCCCCAUCACCACUUCAUCAAGCAACAACAUCGCUCACGCUCACGCUCACCCUCACGCUCCCGCUCCCGCCUCCCUACUACUACCCGCCCACAGCAGCCUACCUCCCAAACCUCCCACGAUGGCACCUACCCGUCCCACUCGCACUGCUCGCAAGGGCCCCCGAGAACGCAAUCGAGGCCGUCAAUACCAAUCUCGCGACCACAACAGAGGUGAUAAUAGGGGCAAGGGCAACACACCGAAGACGGCAGCAGCUACGGACUCGACCAGCCACCUCUUCGCCAACGCCAGACCGGAACCCGCGAUGUACACCCCCGAGUGGGAGCUGCGCCAGCGAUCCGUGGUCCCAGGAUGUAACCACAACAAUAGAUUCAAGGAGGAUACCGCGCAUGACAAGAUCACGUCGGCUGUGAAUAACGCCAAGCGCGCCUCUGCAGCCGCUUCGCGCCUGGGAGGACCACCACUCUCAGCUCCCGCAGGAGGACUCAACAGCGAUCUCCUCGGCGACGCUGCUGAUGCUGCUGAUGGUGGUCGCACUGACGCUGCUAGGCGCUCGCCCUCUGGCUUGGGACUUCCUGGUCCAGCUGCGGACACGGGUAUGGAGAUGGGUACCGGCAAGCGCUCGUCCGCCAACAGCAGCAGACAGCAUGGCGGCGGCAGCGGCUCCUUCAACCCAAGCCCCCCUCCAGCAUCAUCCCACCAACCAGACGACAUGACCCUCUUCCGCAGCAGCAGUGGAGCCGUGGGCGUCAUGGCCACGGGACGCGACGUCAAUCUCGGUCGCGAGUGGCCCUCGACUUCAAGCUCGCGCUUUGGCAGACUUGAUGGCGACGGCGGCGACGACAUGACAACCAGCCGCGGUGGCGAUUCCGGCAGCGGCGGUGCGUAUGGUGCUUAUGGCUUCGGCGACAACUCCACUUCCGGUUCCGCUUCCGGUUUCGGCACUACCAACAGCAACAACGACAACGCUGCUGCUGCUGCUGCGACCUCCCCUGCUCACCACCGCCCCAACCAGCAGCAGCGCUGGAGCCGCUCCCAACCAUUCCGCGACCGAGGCCGAGGCCGAAUCCAAUCCCGACCAUCCCGCGGCCGAAUCCAGUCCCACUCCCAGUCCCAGUCCCAGUCCCGAUCCGGCGGCUCGCACUACCGACCCCGUGCCCACCGUCAAGGCCAGCCACGCUCCCACCCUCACUCAUCUGCCUUCGCUGCUGCUGUUGCUGCUAUCACUACUGGAACCACUCCUACUCCUACUGCCACUCCUACUACGACUGGAACUGGAACUGGAACUACUCCUACAGGAACUGAGCACCAGCAGCAGCACCAGCAAGCAGUAACAGCAACACCAACACCUGAUACCCAUCUUCCUACUCACGACUAUGAUCACGACUACGAUCACAAUCACGACUACGAUUACGAGGAUGAGGAUGACAUGAUGGAGUGA
Drepanopeziza brunnea f. sp. 'multigermtubi' MB_m1 is the source of this 2880-nucleotide messenger RNA. RefSeq lists its product as uncharacterized. NCBI's taxonomy places the organism in Eukaryota, Fungi, Ascomycota, Leotiomycetes, Helotiales, Drepanopezizaceae. The record is from RefSeq and is a predicted model, not a curated record.